Messenger RNA from Apis laboriosa (Himalayan honeybee), 1220 nucleotides. It is a transcript of the gene KFase, whose product is annotated as kynurenine formamidase. NCBI's taxonomy places the organism in Eukaryota, Metazoa, Arthropoda, Insecta, Hymenoptera, Apidae. Gene Ontology annotation, molecular function: arylformamidase activity. The transcript is spliced from 7 exons. The record is from RefSeq and is a predicted model, not a curated record. Bases 231 to 1133 code for a protein of 300 amino acids.
CGACGUGGCACGAUACUCGAUACAUCAGCUGCUAUGAACCUACCUGUGACUUCUCCGUGGAGAAUGGCGCAUUACGGAAGAGUGGGGCCAAAAGGAAAGGACCGGUUUUUCUGGUUUUCAAUAUCUUCGACCCUCAUAGCCUAUUCUUGCUACCUUCACCACAGCAUGCUAUAAGAUAUGACCAGGAAGUACUUUAUAGUCCGAGUAAAUGGAGCAAAAGAUUCGAUCAAAUGCAAAUAUUGUUAAAUUAUUGUAAAUUUUCUAAAGAGGUUACCGAAAAUGCUCGUAAAACUUUAAAAUGUGAACUCGAUAUUCCGUAUGGAACAACAAAAGGAACUAAAUAUGAUAUUUAUGGAACUGACUUACCUAAAGACUCUCCUAUAUUCAUAUUUAUUCAUGGUGGUUAUUGGCAAGAAGGUAGUAAAGAUAUAUCUGCAUAUGCAGCUCCUGUCUUUGUUAAUAAAGGAAUUAAAGUUAUAACUAUUGGUUACGAUUUAUGUCCUAAUGUUAAACUUAGGGAUAUAAUAUCGCAGAUAAAAACAGCAAUUGCACAUAUAUUAAAAUCUGCUUCGAGUCUCAAAUGUCGGUAUGAUAUAAUUAAUAUUUACAUGAUAAUUUUGUUAAUAUACAAAUUACAAAUUUCUAUAAAUUGGAUGGAUUUAUAUAGGAAUGUUUGGGUCUCUGGCCAUAGCGCUGGUGCACAUUUAGCAUCCAGUAUUUUAUACGAUAAAUUAUGGUUAGAUGAAAUGACAAAACAUGGAUACUUGUAUCUAUUAAAAGGUAUCGUGUUAAUAAGCGGUAUCUUUAAUUUGGAACCUCUUGUCAAUACUAGUGCUAAUACAGCUUUAAAACUUACAAAAAAUGAAAUCGACGCAUACAGCUUUACCACUCUCAAUACUAAAAAUAAUCCUUCUAUCCAAGGGUUAAAAGUUAUUGUAACCAAUGGAGAAUGUGAUUCACCAGUAUUUAUCAAUGAAUCACGCGAGUGUGCUCAGAAACUUAUUACAAUAGUAGAUAAUGUUCAAUAUAUUUUGUUAAGAGAAAAUAUCGAUCAUUUUGAUAUCGUAGAAAAUCUUACAAACGAGGAAUUUAUUUUGACGAAACUAAUAUUACAUAAUAUUUUCUAUGAUUAGAAAAGAACUUAUAUAGAAAUAAUAUCGUACAUAUUGAACAUACAUAUUUAUAUAUUGAACAUCAAAUAAAUUUAUAACAAACAUUUA